This is a messenger RNA of Wyeomyia smithii (pitcher-plant mosquito), 1620 nucleotides long. Its product is annotated as eukaryotic translation initiation factor 4E1-like. Gene Ontology annotation, biological process: translational initiation. Gene Ontology annotation, cellular component: eukaryotic translation initiation factor 4F complex; cytoplasm. Gene Ontology annotation, molecular function: RNA 7-methylguanosine cap binding; translation initiation factor activity. Lineage: Eukaryota; Metazoa; Arthropoda; Insecta; Diptera; Culicidae. The coding region runs from base 270 to 905 and encodes 211 amino acids. The transcript is spliced from 4 exons. The record is from RefSeq and is a predicted model, not a curated record.
AACACAGCAAAUCUUCGCGCGUGUCAUCUUUCCCUAGCGGCGAGCAAAAUUCAACUCCUUUUCCAUUUUCAUUCGUGUUCGGCGGUGGGCUGCUGCGUGACAGUGCCCUACGUGUGUGACACAAAAUCCUAUUUUUCUACACUAUUCAAUCGAAUUUAGUAACCUGCAUCGUUUGCCAAUCGCCAUUAGUGAACAAUUGCAACAUAAAGUGAGAAAAAGUGAAAAAUUUUGCCAGUUCGACAACGUACCGAUAGGCGAAAGAGAAAGUAAUGGCUGGAAAAACGAACGAAGAAGUUGAGAAGCAAGAAGAAAGUACCGAGCAGAACCAUGCCGAUCAAAAUGCCGUUGUAGAUCCGGAGUGUUUGAUCAAACAUCCGCUACAGUUCACCUGGACUCUCUGGUAUCUGGAACCGGACCGUACGAAAACAUGGGAGGAAACACUGAAUGAAGUGACCAGUUUUUCAACAGUAGAGGACUUCUGGAGUUUGUACAAUCACAUCAAAGGCCCGACCGACAUCAAGGUGGGCAGCGAUUACUGCCUAUUUAAGGCCGGCAUCCGUCCGAUGUGGGAAGACGAGAGCAACAAGCGGGGCGGUCGGUGGAUGGUCAAUGUGCCGCGACAACAACGCCAGGAGCUGGACAAAUAUUGGCUUGAUACGAUUCUGUGUUUAAUCGGGGAAGCAUUCGAAAAUCCGGAAGAAAUUUGCGGAGCAGUUAUCAAUGUACGACAAAAAGCAGAUAAAAUUGCGAUCUGGACGGCCAACUACGGCAAUCGCGAAGCAAUUUUGUCCAUUGGACGCAUCUACAAGGAACGAUUAGGAAUGAAACAUCCGAUCAUGUACCAUCUACACAAGGACACGAUGAUUAAAUCCGGUUCAAGUGUCAAAGCAGUUUACACAAUGUAGAUCAGGGCCGCCACCGGUUGGUGUUCUCCAGUAAUCGUUGAUUUUACUAUAUUAUUUUGCUCUACCCUCAAACCCCUGCCACCAGCAAAUUGUAUCACGAAAACUCGCCUGCAAGCUUGGGCUGUUCUUCUCCUCUUGCUAAUGAAAAAAACAACUUAUCGGUUCUUAAUAGGAUUUCCGAGUUGAACUCCUAACAAAAACACACGUAUUUAUAUUCAAUUCUAACGUUAAAUAAAUGAAUUUAUUCGAUACGCAUUAACAAAUCAGUAGAGCCUUGGUGGGUGGGGUUUCGUGGAAAAACCUACCAUCAGGGACGACGAUUAGGGCUUGUGGGAAAAAAGAAUUUCGAAAACGACGAAAAAAAAACAAAACCGCUUUAGUUAUGUGAGAGACUACUUUCACUUUUGUUUAAUGGAUUUGUUAGAAUCGAGGAAAUAACGACCACACGCAUAUUUGGGUUGUAAAACAACGCAACAGACCAAGCAGCUGGGUCUUGUGCUUAUUUCCUUUCAUAGAAUAGAGAAACCAUUUGUUACUGCAUCAAGCAGCAAUAUAUUGAAUUCAACCAGAAACAGUUUAAAAUUAUUGAUUAUUAAUUAUAAUGGAUUAUCAACUAAUAAUUUACAAUAAUGAUAGUUAUCUAUGGCUUAUUUUUUUAUUAUAAACGAAAGUGAAUGAUUGUGUGAAAGCACUCAUUAUACUUGCUUUUCUAGAA